Molecule: messenger RNA, 1692 nt
Organism: Macrosiphum euphorbiae (potato aphid)
Lineage: Eukaryota; Metazoa; Arthropoda; Insecta; Hemiptera; Aphididae
Source: the annotation of a GenBank genome assembly
AUGAAAAAAGUAAAUCUUCAAAAACUGAUUGCCGUUUUGAAAGAAAAGGGAUGCACUCCUUGUCAGUGGAACAAUGUAAAGUGUGGUGAUGAUGUCAUCAUUGAGUCCUGCAAGGCAUGUUUUAAACAGAAUACAUGUUUGACAAAUCGAAAAAUAAUCAGACGAAUACUAGUAGACAGGAGGAAUAAUAUAUUGGAAUUAUACAAUCAGUUUGAACCAGAAAAAAAUACUUUCACUGACAAAGUGAGGGCAAUACUGAAUAAGCUACCGUUUGAAGUGAAGCGCGUAGACUCUGAAAUUGUUAUUGAAAUUUGCAAGAGGUUGGGAUUAAAAUGGAAUGCUACUAAAUGGAAAGUAGAAGCAUUAAAAAAUCACAAUAAAGUAACCUCAGCAUUACGUUAUAUAUUUAAACUGGACAGUAAAAAGGUAAAAACACCAAUUGAAAAGGUAAUGUUAUAUGAAAAUAUUGGGCAGGUGUCUGUUGGUGAUGAUUUUUUGUCAAGUUCUAGGUUAAUGGAGACAAGUAUAACAAUAAAUGAGAUGCCUGAACAUGAAUCUUUAUUGUUGGAAAAAAAACUCGAGGAGUCGAUUGUUGAUGAAUUUAUCACUCCUACAAAACGAAAUGAAGCAAUUGGCAUUGUGGAAUGUGUUAAUGAUCAACUAUUAACACACAAUUGCAACAAAGAUAUUAAAAGAAAAAUAUCACAGGUGGAAAAUUCAAUUAGAGAUGAAAAUACUCCUAAGAAAAAGGUAAUGUGUGGUUCCAAUGUAGAACAGUUAUCUGUUGUUGAUGAAACUUUGUACAAUUUUAGGUUGAUACAGAGAAAUGAGGAUAUUAUGGAAGUUGCACCUAUCUAUUCGUCUAGUGUAGAGAAUAUGUUGGACACUUCAAAUGAUACUGUAUCGUUGGAACAAAGUCCUAAAGAGUCAAAUUUUGUAUUUGUGACACCUACUCAAAGAAAUUUUACCGCAGGAACUCCUAGAAGAAAAUUAUUUCAUGAUAAUGUAACAGGAAGUUCAUUGUUUGAAUGUAAUAGUUCAAUUGAUUUACUUAGAAACACUGGUAAAACGAGAGACAAAUUUAUUAGUCCGAUAAAGAGUCCGUUAAAACGUUUAAAUGAUAGACAUUUUAAUAAAAGCCCUGGGGAGCUUUUACCACGAGGUUCUAAGAAUGUGUCUCCUUUAAACAUUAAAGGAGAAUAUUAUGAAUGUAACUUCAAAGAAGGGGAGUUCAUAAUUCCAAAAGAUGAAUGGAAUAAUAUAUUUGAAGACGGAAAACUAAAUACAAAAAGGUAUCCUGGUGUUAUCAGGAAACAUCUUCAAGAAGUGAAUAACACUUGUAUAUUGUAUAUUAAAAAGCUGGAAUACAUUAAGACUGAAAAAUCAAUGAAGCUGAAAAUUUAUUGUAAACAUGAUAGCUGUAAGAGGUUCAAACUUUACAUUUUACCUAUUGGUGAAGAAGCAGUUGUUGAAGUUUACAGUACAAGUAUAAACUUUAAUCAUAAACCAGAUGCUCGAUACACUACUCAAAUUAGGGGAGUUGAACGCAAAAUUAUUGCAGAAAAAAUUAAAGCGAAAAGUGCUUUUAAGUAUAGACAGGAAUGUGUAUUAUCAGUUUCACCUAUUAAAUUAAUGGAAUGUGGAAAUUUGCAAAACAUUAAAUCUCCUUCGAUGUUAAGGAAAACUAAAUAG